AUGACUGCUGCAAAAAAAACGAGCGCUCAAACAAAAGUCCAUAAUUUGGAAACAUUUUCUCUUCUUUGGCUUGAUGCAGAAGUCAAUACAACAGAAGACAACAAGCGAGCACAAAAGCGACUUCGUUCAAUCAUCAAUCAUCUCGAAAUAUUUCAUGAUCAAAAUGAAUGUCAACAAUAUAUUAAUUCUUGUUCUGAACAUGAUCGAGUUGUUCUUAUCAUUAGUGGUCGAUUAAGCAAAGAAUUAAUACCUCAGCUUCACAAUCUUCGACAAGUUUCUGCUUUUUACAUCUAUUGUUGGGAUAAGAAAGCAUAUAAAGAUUGGGCAAAACAGUAUAGUAAAAUAAAAGGUGUAGUCGUUCAACUUGAUGAUCUCAUUCAACAAAUCACAAUGGAUCAAAAAGAUCGAGGAAAAGUAGAAGAACCAAUGUGUAUGAAUUUUUACAAUGUUAGUGGUAAUGUAGAUAAAUCAAUGACUGAACUCAAUGGUCAAUUUAUUCAUUCUCUAUUAUUAAUCGACGUUCUCAUUAGAAUGAAAUCUAGUGACACUGACAAAAAAAAACUGAUUCAACUUUGUGAAGAAGAAUUUAGUGACAAUGAUCAUCAACUAGAAAUUGUUCAUGAAUUCGAAGGUUACUAUAAGCCUAAAAAAGCUAUAUGGUGGUAUACUCGUGAUGCAUUUGUAUACAGAAUGUUAAACAAAGCUUUGCGAGUGCAGAACAUUGAAUUAUUAUUAUUAUUUCGCUUUGUAAUUCAUGACAUUUAUCAGCGACUCACACAGCACCAAUGUCAAGAUACUGUUCGUGUUUAUCGUUAUCAAGCUAUGUAUGCUGAUGAAUUAAAUACUCUUCAAAACUCGAUCGGUCAAUUUAUCUCAAUUAAUUCAUUUUUUUCAACUAGUUCUGAUCGUGAUACAGCAUUAAAAUUCAUGAAGCGUACGACCAUUUCGAAUGACUUACGUGGAAUAUUAUUUGACAUUGAAGCUGAUCCACGUGUUGUGAAAUCAAAACCAUUUGCUGAUAUUAGUUCAUUAAGUUAUUUCAGUCAAGAAUCUGAAAUAUUAUUUAUGGUUGGAUGUAUAUUUCGUUUGAUCAAUAUCUAUCCAGAUGAUAAAGAAAACAUUUGGAUAAUUAAAAUGCAGUUAGCAGAAAAUAAUGACAAUGAGUUGAAGAAGCUUUUCGAUCAGUUGAAAGCAGAUUAUGGAGGUGGCGAGAACGAAGCUGAUCUUAAGUUUUUUGGUGAUGUACUUCAACAUAUGGGAAAAUAUGAUUCGGCAGAAAAAGUCUAUAUCGAUAAUUUAUUCAUAUGUACUAUUGGAUCAUUAAUAUCAUCUAUGACUUCAAUACAACAUUAUAGAUCUUCAUAUUUCAUAUGUAAUGUAUUUGCUAGUGGUGAUGGUGGAAAUGCAAGUAAUACCGAAAGACAUGAACCUGAAUAA
Rotaria sp. Silwood1 is the source of this 1437-nucleotide messenger RNA. The record is from the annotation of a GenBank genome assembly. Lineage: Eukaryota; Metazoa; Rotifera; Eurotatoria; Philodinida; Philodinidae.